GCCCAUAACACUUUGCACACAGGGUGGAGAUGCAGAGUGGACACUGAAGAGAGACCACAGUCACCACACCGACAGCCCCUCACUCCAUUCUGAGCGUCGAGAUUGCGGAAGUACAAGAAGCUACAGCAGUAGCACAAAUUCCCAACUUUUUUACCAUUUUUUUUUUCCAAUUAAUUCCCCUAAGAUCUACACCUUCUUCUUUAAUCAAUUUUUUGAUUAUCGGGAAAAAUGGCACAUUCACCUCCUGCAAUUCUUCUCCUGGGCCUGUUAAUUCCGCUGAUCUUCAAUGCCGCUUUCUCUAAAACCCUCAAACGUGAUGUGAAAGCAUUAAAUGAAAUAAAGUCAUCGCUUGGAUGGAGAGUCGUUUAUUCGUGGGUUGGUGAUGAUCCAUGUGGAGAUGGUGAUUUGCCUCCUUGGUCUGGUGUCACUUGUUCUGUUCAAGGGGAUUAUAGAGUUGUUACUGGACUGGAAGUUUAUGCAGUGUCAAUUGUUGGGCCAUUUCCCAUUGCUGUUACUAAUCUGUUGGAUCUUCAGAGGCUGGAUCUCCACAACAAUAAGUUGACAGGACCUAUUCCUCCUCAAAUCGGACGACUGAAGCGUCUGAAAAUUCUGAAUCUGCGAUGGAAUAAACUACAGGAUGUCCUACCCCCUGAAAUAGGUGAACUGAAAAGCUUGACACACCUAUAUCUGAGCUUCAAUAGUUUCAAGGGGGAAAUCCCCAGGGAACUGGCAAAUCUUCCUGCUCUGCGAUAUUUAUACUUACAUGAAAACCGUUUCACUGGGCGCAUUCCUGCAGAAUUGGGCACUCUGCAGAAUCUUCGACAUUUGGAUGUUGGUAACAAUCAUCUAGUGGGUACAAUCAGGGAACUCAUACGCAUUGAAGGAUGCUUUCCUGCCCUUCGUAACCUCUAUCUGAAUAAUAACUAUUUGACUGGAGGAAUUCCUGCUCAGCUAGCAAACUUAACGAACUUAGAGAUCUUGCAUCUGUCUCACAACAAAAUGACUGGAAUAAUUCCAUCUGCCGUUGCUCGUCUUCUUAGAUUGACAUAUUUGUACUUGGACCACAAUCAAUUUAGUGGGAGAAUUCCUGAUGCAUUCUAUAAGCACUCAUUCUUGAAAGAAAUGUAUAUUGAAAGCAAUGCAUUCAGACAAGGUGUAAACCCUAUUGGGUUUCAUAAAGUACUCGAAGUAUCAGACACGGAGUUCUUGGUCUGAGGCAGACACCCCUCCCUAGUCCCUAUACCUACCUACGUUAUUUGUUCUACCCCACAAAAAAGAGCUCAAUGAAUUUUGGUUGCACUCUUGCUUGUUGGUAUAGGAAUGGAAAAGUGUAAGAAUGUUUAGCCAUUUGUUAUUGUCAAAGAAAUGAUACUUAUCUAUAUAAUGAGCUCGGGUUUACGUGUCGAUAUUGGAUGUGAAGAAUGUAUAAUGAGAAACGUUCAACAACUAUAGUCUAUAGUCUAUUAUAGUCUAUAGCUAGAGUAUGUGGUGUUGAAAGCAAUGUUGCACAAAAGCACUCAACUGGAGAGGAGCACUAUGUUGUUCUAUUUAAUUAAGCAUAUGUGAAUGUGAUAGGAGUAUACUGUAUA
This is a messenger RNA of Spinacia oleracea (spinach), 1589 nucleotides long. Its product is annotated as probable leucine-rich repeat receptor-like protein kinase At1g35710. The transcript has 11 exons. Gene Ontology annotation, molecular function: protein binding. The record is from RefSeq and is a predicted model, not a curated record. NCBI's taxonomy places the organism in Eukaryota, Viridiplantae, Streptophyta, Magnoliopsida, Caryophyllales, Amaranthaceae. Bases 229 to 1215 code for a protein of 328 amino acids.